UGUACAGUAAGUAGGCUGCAUUACAAGAUGAAACGACUCAAUAUCGCGGUCUGCCGGCCUUUGGGCUAGUACAGGUGCAAUUCCUUCCACGUUGUGUAGGCUUAUUUUUUUUUAUUUCAUAAGCCAAAUUGCAUAGAUGUCCUACUAUAGACAAAUUGUCGGGGAAAUGUAAUUACACCUUCCCUUCUUAGCCCCUCUCUUUUCCACGUCUCUCUCGCGUWCACACACAAUCGGCGGAGUUCAGUUGCGUCGGCUAGGUUAACAACGGAGUAUUAAACAUCACUUGUUGCUAGUUGAGUAUUGGCUUGUACGGGGACCUUCCACCACCAGGAAAUGGAGGAAUGAGCGUGUAGCMAGCAACACAGAGGGAGGGGAAACUGACAAGACGUUUACUGCAAGUCCCACACAUAACGUGAGCGAGGUCUUCCAGUUCCAGCGGCAACACUUGAAACAAAAAGAUGAGUGACGAAGAUAGACUUCAAGUUGAACUUUUUGUUAAGGCAGGCAGUGAUGGCCAGAGCAUUGGCAACUGUCCAUUCUCCCAGCGUCUCUUCAUGGUGCUGUGGCUUAAAGGAGUCACUUUCAACGUCACCACCGUGGACAUGAAGAGGAAACCAGACAUCCUUAAGGACCUGGCCCCUGGCGCUCAGCCCCCCUUCCUGCUCUACGGGACGGAGGUGAAAACCGACACCAACAAGAUAGAAGAGUUCCUGGAGGAGAACCUGUCCCCUCCAAAGUACCCACGCCUGGCAUCCAGGAGCCCUGAGUCUAACACAGCCGGCCUAGACGUGUUCUCCAAGUUCUCAGCCUACAUCAAGAAUUCAAACCCCCAGCUCCAUGACCACCUAGAGAAAGGCUUGCUCAAGGCCCUGAAGAAGCUAGACGACUACCUUGGCUCCCCACUUCCUGACGAGAUUGACGAGAAUAGCGCUGAUGAUGUCACUUCCUCCUCCCGUCCCUUCCUGGAUGGGCAGGUCCUCACUCUGGCCGACUGCAACUUGCUUCCCAAGCUGAACAUUGUCAAGGUGGUGUGUCUGAAGUAUCGCARUUUCUCCAUCCCUAAGUCUCUCUCCAACCUGUGGCGGUACCUGGACGCUGCGUACGCCCGCGAGGAGUUCUCCUCUACCUGCCCCAACGACACAGAGAUACACAUCGCCUACUCAGCCGUGGCUAAAGCACUUAAGUAGGAGGACAAGGGGAUUCCAUCAGUCACACACAACAGCAAAUACACCCAUACCUGUUCAGAUAUCCUAGACACACUCACCUACCUACGCAGACACUGUACAUGUGGCAGCAUACACACGCCCCAAUGCACUCACACAUACAGGCACUCUCUCAGACACACGCACACCAUUCCAACAGCCUUUCUUGAGAGCAGGAAAUCAAUAUCACUGUAAGAUCAAGUUGAAAAUGUUGCAUUGGCCACUUAAGAGUUUGUGAAACUCUCUGAGGCUUAUAGUUUAUGGUUCUCUUUUUGUCACGUGCCACAUCCACUCUUAAUGCUGUAUAUUCAGGGGCAAUUACACACAGUUAAAGUUCUAUACACYMGKAGUAGGUUACAUAGGUUACAUAGCAUCCAACUGAAGGUAUCCAACAGUGGUCUGUUCAGUCUCUAUGAUUAAUUCUGCACUGCAUACAUUGCCACAUUACACCCUAUUAGUUUCUAUCUCUCGGCCAAGCCAUAAAAAACUGUUCCUGUUGUGAUUACACACAGACACGCAUAUCUAGACCAGUUUAACUGCUAGCUGCAGUUGAAAGAGAGAGGUUAGUUAUAGGCGUGUCGACAAUUAUACAUUAUUACAGACAUAUUAUUACACUGUUGAUAUAUUGUUCAGGGCAAACAGCCGCUAACAGGGUGGAUGACAUGGUCAGUUUGAACCAGUCAUUUUAUACAUGCUAAAUGGUCAGAAGUUAGGCUCAGGGAACAGGAAAGCAGGUCUUGGGCCAAUUGUAGUACAUUGGGGCACACUAUACAGAGGUGUUUCUCAGCACACAUUUAUCCACACAGAAAACGAUUUCAACAGACCUCGGCUUCUCCUUUCUCCGGCUUGUAGCGCCGUGAAGGGUUUAUCAAGCUUAUGUCCCCAUUGUAAGGCUCUUUUGCUAGUACAUCAAAUUGUAUUUGUCACAUGCGCUGAAUACAACAGGUGUAGUAGAUCUUACAGUAAAAUGCUUACUUACAAGCC
Salvelinus sp. IW2-2015 is the source of this 2186-nucleotide messenger RNA. Its product is annotated as chloride intracellular channel protein 1-like. The record is from RefSeq and is a predicted model, not a curated record. NCBI's taxonomy places the organism in Eukaryota, Metazoa, Chordata, Actinopteri, Salmoniformes, Salmonidae.